Messenger RNA from Copidosoma floridanum, 4086 nucleotides. It is a transcript of the gene nompA, whose product is annotated as no mechanoreceptor potential A. NCBI's taxonomy places the organism in Eukaryota, Metazoa, Arthropoda, Insecta, Hymenoptera, Encyrtidae. Gene Ontology annotation, biological process: anatomical structure morphogenesis. The record is from RefSeq and is a predicted model, not a curated record.
GCGAGUGACAUGACUACUUGAUGGUGCCGGUUAUCAGACUUCAAAAUGAUAAGGAUUCGUAAUAUGCUCAGUAUGGUUCAAGCUAUAACUGUUCUCACGGUGUUGAAGAUGCUCGUCAACGCGCAAACUACGUGUAAUGGUGGAGCGGGUAGGCUCGCCUACGAAAGACUGCCGGAUCAGCAAUUGCAGGGCUUUGACGACGACGUGAUAAGGGACUCUGCCCCGCCGUUCCGGGUGCUGGAGAGAUGCCAGGACCUCUGCCUGAAAGACCGCACGGCCACCAACAACCUGGUGCGCGCCUGCUCCAGCUUCGACUUCCAGCCGGGCAGCAGGAUAGCCUCGUUCAGCGGGGCGGCCGAGUACGAGGAGAGCAGCUGUUACCUAAGCUCCGAGCAGGCCCAGCCCGAGGGUAUCGGCAACCUCAUGAUGGUACCGAACAGCGUCCACUUUGCCGAGAUCUGUUUGACGUCCAACCGAAUAGAGAGGGAAUGCCCGAACCGGCGCUACGUUUUUGAGAGGCACUCGCGGAAAAAGCUCAAACUCCCGGCUACGGAUGUGAAGGAGGUCACCGCUGCCAACAGGACAGAGUGCGAGGAUCGGUGUCUGAACGAGUUCAGCUUCGUUUGCCGAUCGGCCACCUACGACGUUUCCAUGCGCAGUUGCUCGCUCAGCCGAUUCACCCGGCGGACCCAUCCGGAGCUACUCGAGGACAGCGCCAACUCGGAGUACCUGGAGAACACGUGUCUGAACGCCGAGCACCGUUGCGACGGUCUGUCGGUGUUCAUCAAGGAGGAGAACAAGCGUCUGCGGGGCCCCUUCGAGGUCGACAUCUACACCAACUUGACCCUGGACGAGUGCCAGGCGCUCUGUCUGAGGGCGGAAAAGUACUUUUGCCGAAGCGUCGAGUUCGACGAGCAGACCCGUCAGUGCAUCAUCUCGGAGGAGGACUCGGUUUCCCAGAGGGACGACGUUGGCGUCAGCAACACCCCCAGCUACCACUUUUACGACCUCGUUUGUUUGGACAAUCCACGAGGCUCCGAGUAUCCGGACAAUAGCGUCUCGUCCCACCUGUACUCGGACGGUCGCCGGCCGGACACGGCUUUCCAGCGUUUUCGGAACUCACGGCUCAGCGGGGAAUUCCACUCCGAGAUAACCGGCAGGAGUCUCACCGAGUGCCUCGACGAGUGCCUCAGACAGACCAGCUUUCAAUGCAGGAGCGCCGUUUACUCGGAGCACUAUCGCACCUGUCGGCUCAGCAGGUUCAACCAGAAGGACGGCCAUCGCAUCAUUUACGACGCCGAUUACGACUACUACGAGAACCUCAUGCAUCAACACUUGGAUCACGAUGGACAAACGGCGUACCGACCGGAUCCCUUGGGCCAGGAUACGAAGCACGGGCGGCCGUUUCUGGGAAGACCUGGAUAUCCGGAAGACUACCCGAACGGAAACAAGCCCAACAACAAGUACCCAGCUUACCCGGCCAACCGCUAUCCGACCCACUACCUACCGGGCGACGAGCGCUACCCUCCCCCGGGUCGUCCGUACUACCCGCCAUCCGGAGAUCGGUAUCCCUUCGACGAGCGUUAUCCAGUUGGCGAUCGGUAUCCCAUUGUUAACCGAUACCCGAUGGACCGCUACCCGGCCGUGGACCGUUACCCCAUGGGUGAUCGUUAUCCCAUAGGUGAUCGGUAUCCGACCACCGAAGACACCUACCCAAUGCGUCCACUCGGUGCUGGUCGUUAUCCGAGUAGACCUCCUCCACCUCUGAUUCCCGCUCGCCCGGGUCCAUCCCGGUUCCCGGGGGUCAUUCACCGAUACCCAGUGGUUACCUCGCUCGACCGACCCACGGGGUAUCCACCUGGUCCGAGGUACCCCCUCGGCUCAACGGGAUUCCCACCUCCGCCCGAUGAACGCUACCCACCUCCGGCGGUGCCCACGCCGCUGGAUCGCUACCCUUUGCCCGACGACUCGUUGGAUCGGUAUCCCGGGAACAUGGACGCAAACCGACUGCCCGAUCGGUACCCCGGGGAAAGGUUCCCGGACAAGGACGCCUACCCGUUCGCCGACAGGUACAAUGGCUACACGGGCAAGAACUACGUCGAGCGGCCCAUGCCCGUGAGCAACAGCGGUCCUUACCCACCAGCUCGGCCCUCGACCGGCUACACGGGCGCCAACAACGCCCUCGGUCCAGGAGGCCCAGAGGGUCCGGUCGGAGUCCCGGUAGGCGGUCCGGGUGGCUACGACGAGGGUGGCAUAGUCGGUGGGGGCUACAUCGGCGAGGGUGGCGUCUACCACAGCAGGCCGUUCGGCAACGGCGGAGGACCGAUCAUCGGCAGGCCACCCCUGGUGUCGCGCUGCGACGAGCAAGAGAACUUCCGCCAGGUCAGCCAGGGCACGCGGGUGCGCAAGCCCUUCGUGCGCCGCUACACGACCGCCGCGUCGAUCCAAUCGUGUGGCCGCGAGUGCGCGGACGCCCGGGACUUUGUCUGCCGGUCGUUCAACUUUAGAGCCUACGCCGCGCUUUACGGCGCCGAGAGGGACAACUGCGAGCUCACCGACCGUGACUCCAGGGACAUGGAUCUCGGCAAUCCGCUCUACUACGAUACCUCGUCUGACUACGAUUUUUACGAGAGGAACGACGGCAGGCAGAGCAACGACGAGUGCCUAGACGUGAGCCAAGUUUGCAACGAAGACGGUAUGGAGUUCACGUUGCGCACUCCGGAGGGCUUCAUCGGGAGGAUUUACACCUACGGGUACUACGACCGGUGCUUCUUCCGUGGAAACGGAGGGACGGUCAACGUUUUGAGAAUCAGCGGGGCCCAAGGGUACCCCGAGUGCGGCACCCAACGAUACGGCGAUACCAUGACGAACAUAGUGGUGGUUCAGUUCUCGGAUUACGUGCAAACUGGGCGGGACAAGCGCUUCAACCUGACCUGUUUGUUCCGGGGCCCCGACGAGGCCGUCGUCACUUCCGGCUACAUAGGCGCGGGUAGAUCCGGUGCACCUAUACCCAUCGAGUAUUUACCAGCCGAGAAUACGCUGAGCUCGCGAGUACGGCUCCUGAUACUCUAUCAGGGACGGCCAACGACCACGAUUGCCGUGGGAGAUCCGUUGACCUUCAGAUUGGAGGCUCAGGAUGGCUACAACUACGCAAACGACAUCUUCGCGACGAACGUCAUCGCGAGAGACCCCUACUCCGGAAGGAGCGUCCAGCUCAUAGACAGAUACGGGUGUCCAGUGGACAAUUACGUGUUCCCCGGACUGGACAGGCUGCGAGACGGCGACAGUCUCGAGGCCCGGUUCAACGCCUUCAAAAUACCCGAGUCGAACUUCCUGGUGUUCGAGGCGACCGUGAGGACUUGCAGGGACGGUUGCCAGCCGGCCUUCUGCUCCUCAGGCACGGGCCGAAGCGAGCCCUCGUACGGGCGUAAGCGCAGGUCGAUCGACGAAGCCGAGCUGAGGAACGUUACGUUACCCGGGAUGGUCAACGCGACCGAGGAGAUCGUCAACGGCACCAGUGCCAAGGUCAAGGACGCCACGGAGGCCCCGGAGGAGUUUGUCAGGGAGAUGAUCGAGGUUUACGACUCGAGGUACGACAUGGCGAACGACAACCACGGCGAGGAGAACACCAUAUCCGAAAAGAGAAUAGCCCCCGUGGUGAUCGACACAGUCUGCAUCACGCCGAGCGAGUACUACGCCCUAGUGACCGCCGUGGUCGUUCUAGCCGUGUUCUUGGCGUCAAUCGCUCUCAUGAUUACGAUCAUUUACAGGAAAUACGUGUACUCGGUGGCAGUGAAGAAUCGUCAAGCCGACAGACAAUCGCACGACUGCGCCCGCAAAUCGGCGGACAACUUCUCCUUCAUGCGCUCGGGCAUGCAGAACCCGAGUCACUCCUCACCGAUCGCCCGAUCGCUCGGGGGUAUGAUGGGCCGAAGCUCCUCGACGGCUCUGGCCGGGGGCUCGGUGCACCGGGCGAGCUUCGACCCCAGCGAGCCCAUCUACACCGAUCCGUCGCUGUUUGAGGUUCCCCGACCCGCUACGGCUGAGCCGAACGAUCUACACGACGAGAACUUUCGCAUUAUGUGA